UGGCACCUCGUGCUAAAAUGAAUCAACAAAGAUCUCGUAGAUUUAGAACUGCACAAGAAGAUAAGGAAAAGGCGGAAGAAGCAACUCAUGAGAUAGAAAGGCUUGAAGCGUCAGGACAAUCGAUAGAUACAACUCUCAAACAAAAAAAGUCAUUUGAUAGUAACUGUAUAACACCAGGUACGCCUUUUAUGGCACGCCUUGCAGAAUGUUUACGAUAUUGGAUCGCAGAUAAACUUAAUACUGAGCCAGGAUGGAAAAAUGCAUUCAUCUUAUCUGAUGCGAGUGUACCAGGUGAAGGUGAACACAAAAUUAUGGAUUUUAUUCGUGCACAGCGUGGUAGUCCAUAUCACGAUCCUAACACUUGUCACGUAAUAUAUGGCUUGGAUGCCGAUCUUAUUAUGCUUUCAUUGGCUACACAUGAACCUCAUUUUAAAGUGCUACGAGAAGACGUCUUCUUUCAAGAAGGAAUUUAUAGAGGAUGUUUUAUAU
Funneliformis caledonium is the source of this 489-nucleotide messenger RNA. The record is from the annotation of a GenBank genome assembly. Lineage: Eukaryota; Fungi; Glomeromycota; Glomeromycetes; Glomerales; Glomeraceae.